AUGACAUUUAUAACACAUCCUUCUAAUCCAACGCCGCCCCUCGUGCCUGGGCAUCGCCAAGCUUACCCUGAUCCAACCCGCAGUGCCUUCGACGUCAAUUGGACCCGGAAAGAGGCCUACCAAGAGGAGUCGGCUGUGCGGAGCAGGGCAUAUCCCUCACCUCCUAUGUCCGGUUCUCCACCCUUGCCUCUGAGACCGGCUCAAGAGGCUGGUAGUCGAGGUAGUGAAGUUCCGGGCUAUUACACUGCCUCCAGAGUUCUGGAUGGCCUUCGUGGAGGUCCCGCCCAACUGUCUCCUGGAAAUCUUCGCGAGCAGGCCUCAUCACUGGCGAGGCCAUAUGCACAAGAACCAGCAAUGAGAUCUCCAUAUGCAUACCCUAGGCCUGAAGAAUCGGGAAGGAUUAUCCCCUAUGUUUCUCAGCACCACCAUGGAAUGCCUCAGGCAAUUUCUCAAACAGCGUAUCCAACUUCGACGCCCUCGAAUUCGGAAGGCUACCCUGUGCCUGAUCGACCGCAAACCGAGCCUCAACCGUAUACUUCACCGAAAUCUCAGAGGAAAGCGAAAGGCCACGUUGCCUCUGCUUGCGUACCAUGCAAAAAAGCUCAUCUUCGAUGCGAUGCACAAAGACCAUGCUCCAGGUGCCUUGGCAGCGGAAAAGAAGACGCCUGUGUCGAUGUUCAGCAUAAAAAACGAGGACGACCACGUUUGCGAGACGAAAGGGAUGGUAGAUUCGACCCAUCUAGAUAUUCGAAUCCUCAAGAGCCGACGUUGAGAAGGCCACUAAGUAUAUAUCCCUCGACAAUGCCUGGCAUCUCCCCAUACGAAGACUCCCUCCGACGAAAUCAGUCCUACAGACCCCUCGAUCCUCCAUCAACCGAGAAUGGCCCACGUGUAGCAUACCAAGAGCGACCUCCUGCCCCAGAUCCGAACCUUUACACCGCAACUUAUGAAGGCUCACCACCGAAUAAUAUGGAGCCUCUGGCAUACUUGAGCAUGGAUUUUGAUAUCGUCAAGGCAUCGCCAAUGUUUAUGGAAAUAGUCCAUGCAUCGAACCCAUUGGGAAAUAAGCUGAGCGAUAUCGUCACGCCGCAUCAGGCUGCUUUCCUCGCCAACCUUCAAAAUCAACUAUUUGAAGAACAGCGAACGUUCGAACCGAAUUACCUGCCUCCUAUUCUAGGCAGAUUGGAUAUUGCUAUCAAGGACUAUGGAUACAUGACUGAAGAUGUGUCAAGAUUUCGCCUCAAUCAUCUGGAGUAUUUUGGUUUUGUCGGAUAUGACGGUUAUACCAGAACAUUCCCUCUUCGCUUUGGGCUUGCAAAAGAGGGAUCAUUCUAUUUUAUUGUGUUUUUGCUGAGCCUUCGAGAGCUUCACCCGCAGCUCCCUCCGCCAGGAUCUUCGCAACAUUCACCAUAUCCACAGCACCCACAUGCGCAACAUUCUCAGCAAUCACAACACGCUCAGCAAUCUCAACAGGCACAGCAUGCUCAACAUGCGCAGCGCUCGCAGCGUCUGCAGCGUGCCCGAGAUGACGGUUCCAUUCGAUCGCCAUAUAAUCCAUCUGUUUCACAUGCUAGUUCUAGCUCGGGAGCCCCAUCGUAUACUCCGCCACAAUACUCUGCGUCAAGUUAUCAGACAUCCCAAAGCGAAUACGUUCCUGCCAGUCAACCUCAAACCCAGCCAUCCUAUCAGCUGCCUCCUAUUCGUGCGGAGACAGAUCACAGACCCUCUUCUCGAGAAGUCAACUGGUCCAAUGCUGAACGACCAAGACGGGUUGAUAUUGGCGGCUUACUAGAGCAGCCCGGCGAUAUCAACAGGCGUUAG
Molecule: messenger RNA, 1821 nt
Organism: Trichoderma atroviride IMI 206040
Lineage: Eukaryota; Fungi; Ascomycota; Sordariomycetes; Hypocreales; Hypocreaceae
Source: RefSeq, a predicted model, not a curated record